This is a messenger RNA of Lachancea dasiensis, 615 nucleotides long. The record is from the annotation of a GenBank genome assembly. NCBI's taxonomy places the organism in Eukaryota, Fungi, Ascomycota, Saccharomycetes, Saccharomycetales, Saccharomycetaceae.
AUGGUAUCGACCACCGAGGGGGUAACCCCGGAUAUGACCCUGGAAUUUUAUCGCAAAGCGCUGAAUUACAAUGUGAUUGGUCGCUAUGACCCCAAGAUCAAGCAAUUAUUAUUUCACACACCGCACGCUUCGGUCUACAAAUGGGACUUCGGUAAAGACGAAUGGGAACGCUUGGAAUAUCAAGGAGUUCUGGCUAUUUAUCUAAGAGACAUCUCACACGGUGAACACAUGCUACUGGAAGAGACAGAUGAUGAAAGGUCGAUAUUGGCACUGUCAAGUCGACCAAAUGGACCAGAACACAACGUUGAGAUUCUACGAGGCCGUGACAUAUACAACUAUGGGCUUAUUUUGCUCAACCGUAUGAAUCCCGAGAAUUUCUCAAUUGGCAUAGCACCUAACAGUGUGAUAAACAAACGUAAGUUGUUUGCCACUGAGGAGGAUUCUCAACAGCCCUUGGAAACUAUGAAAGUAGAGGUCAAAGAUGAUUUGGUGAUUAUCAAAAAUCUUCGACACGAAGUUUUUGGUAUAUGGAUCCAUACUGUACCCGAUCGGAAAAAUGUUUACGAGCUGAUCAAAUAUUUGCUCGAAAACGAGCCCAAAAGUUCGUUUACCUGA